UCUAUAACAAUAGUGGUCAUUUGUCGUUGAAAUUUUGUUUCCGUACGCUAACAUAGCAGUCUAAAUAUAAUAGAGAUCAUUUGUAUUAAUAUUAAGAAGGAGGCGAGUGCCUCGAAGCCAAAAUGACUUCGAUAAUUGAUCAAAUGGAGCAGCACUCCCAGGUUUCGACGAGGUUCCCUGGGCCGGAGCCCAUGACGUCCUCGGGGUUCAUCAACAUGCAGCUCGAGGACAACACGCCCAUGUUCGCGAAGCAGAAGAUGAAGUUUAACCCCACUGACUCGAUCACCCACGUAGCGGUGGCGAGCGACUAUUUGGUGCUGGCCAUGGCGAACGGGAAACUGUUUCGUAUGGAUUUGAAAAGGCCUGAUCAAAAUGAGGAACUCCAAUAUUCAAAGUUUGUGCAACCAAACACCCGGCUGACAGGAAUAUUCCUCGACCCACUAGGCUACCACCUGCUCCUAGCCUUUGCCGCCAGAAACAAAGAUGGUAACCCUGAACUGGUCUAUUUACACCGAAGAAGCUCAAAACUCAAAUCCGUCACAAAAUCUAGGAACUAUGAAGUGACGGAAGUUUGCUGGAAUAAUGAAAAUACUUCAGAGGUUACAACGGGUCCUUUCCUGCUUGGGACCUCACAGGGACACAUUUUGGAGACUGAGUUAGAGGCGGACAGUGAUAAAAUGUUUACGGCUAACCAACAAUAUUGGCGACAGCUGCCUAAUUACCUCCCGCUGUAUGGAGGGAAGGAGAUAGAUGGUUUGAUAUUCGACAUAGUGGACAAGGAUUCCAACCCCCCAGUCACCGGCAUUCAGUUCCACCGCGUGAACAACACGAGCAAGUUCUUCGUGUUCAUCACGACCCCCACCAAGCUGUACCAGUUCAUAGGAUACGCUGUCACUACGGACGGCAAGCUGUCGCUACAGUCCAUAUUCCACAAGUACUUGACGAUCCCGGAGACGGGUAUCCAGGAAAUCCCGUCGAGUCUCAAGUACUCCAAACUGCAGUUCUACUUCGACCACAACAACGUGCCGAAGUCCUUCGCCUGGCUCACGGGCCCUGGGAUAUUCUAUGGACAGUUGGACCCGUCAUCGCAACAGAACUCCAACUCCCUGUUCACCCAAGCGGGCCUCAUCAAUUACCCCGACGACAAAGACAAGGACGACAAAGACAGAGCACCCCUCUCUUUCGUACUCACCGAGUUCCACGCCCUCCUCAUGUACCCCGACCGCGUCAAGGCAGUGUCGCUUCUCAACCACGAACUCGUCUACGAAGACAUUUAUUCCGAGGCCCAUGGAAAAUUAAAAAAUAUAGUCAAAGAUUUCAGAAAGCGAACCAUCUGGGCUGUGACAGAUAAAACUCUGUUUAGAUAUAAAAUUGUUAGAGAAGAACGGGAUGUAUGGAAAAUUUAUUCGGAUAAAGAACAGUUUGAUUUAGCUAAGGACUACUGCUUUAAUAACCCAGCGUAUAUAGAUAUUAUUAAUGUCAAACAAGCAGAGCUGUUAUUCGCUAAAGGAGACUACGAAAAGAGCGCAGAAAUAUUCGCAGACACGCAAAGUAGCUUCGAAACUGUAUGCCUUAAAUUUCUGGAGGCAGAUCAGACGAAUGCCUUAAAAAUAUACCUGAACAGGCGAUUAGAAUCUCUAAACGAAGACGAUAAGACUCUAAUUUCAAUGAUCGUUAUCUGGAUUACAGAAUUAUAUCUAUCUCAGUUAGGUGUGCUAAGACGGACAGGGCAAGAAGAUACUCAAAAGUAUCAUCAACUGCAAAGCGAUUUUGAAGUGUUCCUAGUACAACCUAGAGUUGAAAAGUGUAUGCAGCAUGUCAAAAAGGUGAUUUACGAUCUUAUGUCCUCUCACGGCGACAAACAGAACUUAAUCAAACUAACCAUUUUAAACGAAGACUAUGAAAACGUGAUAGCACAGAAUAUUUACAAGAAAUCUUACGCAGAAGCGUUAAGCACACUUUCUACUCUAAAGAAGCCAGAUUUAUUUUACCAGUUCGCUCCCGUAUUGAUGGAAGAGGAACCUAGAUUGACAGUGAAUACUCUAAUCGCUCAAGGCACAAGACUGAACUACCUCAAACUACUCCCAGCUUUUCUGUCUUGCGAGAAUGAUGAAGCUCACGUGACUGAGAUUAUGAGGUACUUGGAGUUCAUAAUGCAGAACUUCAACGUGAAAGACACGGCGAUACAUAAUUAUCUGUUGACGUUGUACGCGGAACAUGACAAGGUCGCGCUCAUGAGGUAUUUGGAGAGGCAGGGGCAGGAUGCCGCGUUGGUGAACUAUGAUGUCCAUUAUGCUUUGAGAUUAUGCCGCGAGAGAGAACUCCCCGAAGCUUGCGUCAAGCUAUCCGCCUUACUAGGACUCUGGGAGGCGGCCGUGGAGCUCGCUUUACAAGUGGACCUGGCGCUAGCCAAGUCCGUAGCCGCGCUGCCGCCGGAGCCGGCCACGCAGCGCGCGUUAUGGCUAACCAUCGCGGAGCACGUCAUCACCAAGAACCAAGACCUCCGAGAAGCCAUGAGCUUCCUCACUGAGUGUCCGCUCUUGAAGAUAGAGGAUCUACUCCCGUUCUUCAGCGACGUGGUCACCAUCGACCACUUCCGCGACCCCAUCUGCCAGUCGCUCCAGGAAUACAACUGUCAAAUAAAGGAAUUGAAAGCAGAAAUGGACGAAGCCACACAAGCCGCUGAAUCCGUUCGCGCGGACAUCAAGUCGUUCCGCAACCGCAGCGUGUGCGUGUCGGUAACGGAGACGUGCUGCCUCUGCGAGAUCGCGCUGCUGCUGCGGCCCUUCUACCUGUUCCCGUGCGGGCACAAGUUCCACAGCGACUGCACCAGGGCCCAGGCCAUGGACAUACUGAGCCCCGCCCGCCGCAACAAGCUAGCCGACCUCCAGCGUCAGCUAAACGUCCUCUCCAAGAUCGAACUGUCCACCAUAACCAGCAGCGGGUUACCGCUGAGAGAGGUACUGAGGAACGAGAUCGAUGACAUAGUGGCCAAUGAGUGCAUCUUCUGUGGCGAGCAUAUGAUCAACUGUAUAGACAAGCCAUUUAUUGCUGAGGAGGACUGGGACCGGGUUAUGAAGGAAUGGGAAUAGAUUUGGAGUAUGGAUAUGAUGGUCGUUGUCUACGUGACAGCGUGAUAAAACGGUGUCCGUCACUUACUAUCCCGCGGUGUUAAAAAGUGACAGUUAUUUUAUUACUUGGAUAAAACCAUCCAUAAUAGGCUGCCUGGCCUUACUUGUAUCCGUUGUAAUAUACAUAUAACUAUAAGUUAAAGGGCACGACCUAUUCCUGAGGCAUCGUCUUGGGUCGUCCCAUUCGUUUUUCGUCAAGUUCUUAAAUUAGUCCUAUUCUGCUUUCGUCACGCUACAUUCGUCACAAUCGUCGGUAGCUUUCAAUGUAGAAUGAGUGACGAAAGCAGAAUAGGACUAAUUUAAGGACCUGACGAAAAACGAAUGGGACGACCCAAGACGUGCUUUUUAGAAAUAAGAAGAUACUAAGUGACCUAAUCUAAGUUUUUGACUUAGGUCGAGUUGAAAGUGAGUAGAAUCUAGAUACAUUAUUUGGGAGUGGAGCCCUAUCCUCAUACUAUUUGUGUAAUUAAAUCCAGUAUUUUUUAAUAAUAACGUUUUGUAAAGGACCAACAAAGGUUUGGCUGUGUAUUUUGCUUGAAGAUAUCGACUGAACUGAUGUAUAAGAGGCUAAUUUCUAGUUGAUGUUCCUUUACACCUUGAUUUAUAUCACACUAAUGAGCAUUGUAUGUAUUAAAAACAAAAUAAUUAUAUUUUUAGGCGAUAUGCUCCCUGUCCAUAAAAGGAAAUAUAGGUCUAAUGUCCCUCUCUACUCUAAUUAUAAUCGCUUACUGUGAUAACCAAUUAUAAUUUUAUCUUACGUCGCCAUGUUAUCUAUAUGUGAAACAAUUAUGUAAGAGAAAUAUGAAAUAAAUAUAUACAACAUAUUGUGAAA
Messenger RNA from Cydia fagiglandana, 3963 nucleotides. It is a transcript of the gene dor, whose product is annotated as vacuolar protein sorting-associated protein 18 homolog. The record is from RefSeq and is a predicted model, not a curated record. Gene Ontology annotation, cellular component: endosome; HOPS complex. Gene Ontology annotation, biological process: lysosome organization; organelle fusion; endosome to lysosome transport. The transcript is spliced from 11 exons. Lineage: Eukaryota; Metazoa; Arthropoda; Insecta; Lepidoptera; Tortricidae. Gene Ontology annotation, molecular function: protein binding; protein-macromolecule adaptor activity. The coding region runs from base 123 to 3092 and encodes 989 amino acids.